Messenger RNA from Menidia menidia (Atlantic silverside), 2590 nucleotides. Lineage: Eukaryota; Metazoa; Chordata; Actinopteri; Atheriniformes; Atherinopsidae. The record is from the annotation of a GenBank genome assembly.
AUGUAUUUUGCACACAAGCUGUCUUCAUGCGGGUCCUUCUAUCUCUCUCUCCUGGCUUGUGAGGAGGUGGGCGGGGGCGAGCAGCGGGGGGGAUUUGUGGAGCAAUUGUUUGGCAGUGGUAUUUCAGGCACAUGGCCGGGCUCUUUGACAGACUCACAGGCUCUACCUUUCAGCUGCUCGGCCACUCCAGGAGACACAAAACGUAAACCAGGUUCAGCUAAUCAGCCGUCACGCAUUCCGACUGUCACACACGCAACCAUGGAGGAGGCUGACCUGCUGAAGGAGAGGCUCCAGGCAAUCACGGACAAAAGAAGAAUCCAGGAAGACAUCGCCAAGAAAAGGAGACAGAUAGAAGAAGAGAAACUGAAACUCCAGUACAUAAAGAAAAAAGCCCUGAGGGAGCAGUGGCUUAUGGAUGGUCUGAGUCAGGUAUCGGAGGAGGACCAGGAGGCCAUGAGGCUGCAGGCAGAAGGAGAGCAGCAGCAGAGUGAUGAGCUGCAGAGCAACAUCCUCAGCAUUUCUGCCAACGAAGAGGCCGUUUUGAAACGAUUAAAAGAAGUGGAGAGGACAGCUGAGGACAUCAUCAAGGACCUAAACGCACAGUUCCAGGCAGAUGUGACACAUCAUGCCCCAUCACCAUUCCCAGAUAUGCCAUUGUUCCUCCCAAAGGCCAAAGCAAAAGCCCGUCCAGUAUGUGAAUCUGGUAGUGAUGAAACAAAAAGAGCUACUUUUGCUAUUGAAAUCAGUGUGGAACAUGAUAAGAAAACGGGUAAAAAUCAGGUGUUGUCUACAACAACUAUAAGCCCAGAAACCAUGCAAGAGAGGGGUUUAAAGGUGUAUGAUGACGGGCGCAAAUCUGUGUACGCGCUGCAGUCAGGUGGGGAAAAAAUGCACGGCGGAGUGGUGGGAGAGAUGACUCCAACUGAAGUGGACCAGCUUCUGCAUCAGGCCACAGAAGAAAAGGUUCCCACCGAGGUGCAGUACCACCCCCCCGUGUACUCUGCUGCUUAUGCAGGAGGCAGCAAACCGUCCACACCCGGAACGCCAAAGGUAGCAGUGAGAGACAGUGGAAUCUCCCUUAAAAAUGGAUCCCAACUUCUCAAAAAAGAAAACAAGUGCAAUCAAGACCAGGAAGAACAAGUGGCCCAUAAGAUCCAAGCAAACCCCAAGAAUUCCACAGGUCCUAUUGCUCAGCCAAAUGUUAGUCCCAAAGCUCAACUCAAUAAUGGCAAAAUGGACGCCGGCGGGAAAAGUCCCGCGGCUCCCGUUGCGGUGACGGUCAGGUCUGACGGGAUGCCCGCCCCCGUGCAGACCCUUUACAGAGGUCUAAGGAGCCAUAGUCCCUCAACAGCCAACCCCAGACCUGGAGCUGACCUGGAGAGUUUGGGUACCGGCGACAGGCGCCAGGCCACCGGUGCAGAGCGUGGUGCUCCUCAGAAGCUUCCGGAAGAGCCGGAAUCAGAAUCCAUCACCAUGAUUUUUAUGGGCUAUGAGAAUGCUGUGGAUGAAGAUGAAGGCAUCCAAGCUGAACUGGUCAUUAUCGGCAACGGUGAGGACGAUGAUCAGAACGAAUGUGUCACACAGAAAAACGACAGCGAGGAAUAUCUUUCGUACCACCCAGAGGGAUACAGAAGCAAAGUGUUCCAGCCCAAAGUGGGAAUAGCCACGGUGACCAGUUGGGGAGACAUUAUUGAAGAUACCGCCACAGACUGGGAGGAUUUAGAGCUCCACAAGCCAACAUUCAUCCACAAACCAGGAAAGCCCAGCUCUUAUUUACCAGGGCAGGGAGCUGGUAGAGCCUCCAACACAGGCAGUAUUAAUUUAGAAAAGAGGACAUCCUCUUCAUCCGGGAGAUAAAAAACAUUUUCACUGUGAAAAAUGCAGGGGUGGAGAGAUUAUUGCUGCUUUUCCAUCUUCCGUUGGUGCUUUGGGCUUUGGGAUUAGAAUAGUUUUGUUGCCAUCUUCUGGCCAAUUACUUUCAUUACAUGACCUAAUUAAACUUAACAGGUUUUAUUUAUUUCUUUGUAAAUGCUUUGAAAGGUGCUCUUCAAAAUCAAAAAGUUUAAAUUAAUUGAAUUAGCUAUCAAUUAUCUCAAAAUGUCUAUUGAAAUACAGUUUUGAGAAAUUGUAACUUUGUAAAAAAUUCCAACAGUUCCUUGAUACAAUAUCAUACAACAGGGCUAAAAGCAUUAUUAAGAGACCUUUUCUUAAUUGCUAACUGUAGGUCUGUUUCCUCUUUUUUUCUUUUCUUAACUAGCUUAAGUGUCAGUAUACUUGCAGUCAUGCAUCAUAUGGAAUAAUCCUAAACUUACCUCAUAAGUAGUAACAAUUGUUCUUUUGUUAAAAAAAGACAAAACAGACCCACUGAGCAUGUCAUAGAAAGCCUCAGAGUUGUAGCACAGCUGCACAGACGGUAAUAUGUGUGUGAACACAACCUUCAGAACGUUUCAAAUGGCAAAUAUAUUUGAUGAUUUUUGUCAACUCCAUGCUUUGACAUGUGAGCGAGAAAGUGUUUUUUUAUUUAAAUGUAACUUUGUUACUAACAGUACUGUUGCUGAUUUGACAAUUAAAAAAAAUAAAUAAAUCAUCC